This is a messenger RNA of Trametes versicolor FP-101664 SS1, 585 nucleotides long. RefSeq names its product myosin regulatory light chain cdc4. Gene Ontology annotation, biological process: mitotic actomyosin contractile ring assembly. Gene Ontology annotation, molecular function: calcium ion binding. Lineage: Eukaryota; Fungi; Basidiomycota; Agaricomycetes; Polyporales; Polyporaceae. The coding region runs from base 52 to 477 and encodes 141 amino acids. Gene Ontology annotation, cellular component: myosin II complex. The record is from RefSeq and is a predicted model, not a curated record. The transcript has 6 exons.
CAACCACGCUAUCCAACCACCCAUCCAACGACCGCGACCGUAACGAACAUAAUGAGCGAUAACGCAGAAUACAAGGAGGCAUUCGCUCUGUUCGACAAGAAGGGCACGGGCGCCGUGCCGCGCGAAGUGCUCGGGGACCUCCUGCGUGCGCUCGGGCAGAACCCGACGCAGGCUGAGGUGGCGGACAUCGUUGCGGGCGCGCCGCGGGAUGUCGACUACAAGUCAUUCCUCACGAUCCUGAACCGGCCAGACGGCUUCAAGCCUGCAGGGACACCAGAGGAGUUCAUCCGCGGGUUCCAGGUGUUCGACAAGGAGGGGAACGGGUUCAUCGGCGCGGGCGAGCUGCGAUACGUGCUCACGCAGCUGGGGGAGAAGAUGUCGGACGAGGAGGUGGACGAGCUCCUCAAGGGCGCGCAGAUCGGACCGGACGGUACCGUGAACUACGAGUCGUUCGUGCGCACGAUCCUGAGCCAGUAAAUGGACGAGACAGACGUGAAUAGCGGAAGGUGUGGCCAUAGCGUGUAAUGAUACCAUUGUUGACGUCGUCGUGCUUGUUGUCUUUCUUAUUCUCGGAUGCUGACGAAU